CUCACACCACCAAAGAGUGGACACAAAGUGUGAUAAAGUGGUCAAUUGAUUGUCACACUUGUUGUGGACACCAAUGAAAGGCCAAUAUCUCUGAGAUUACGGCGAUAUUGAGAGCCAAUCGACGAUUAUUGAAAUCUUUUGUUAUUUAUUGAAAGCUUUGACUCCAAAGAGAUUUGAAAAACCAGAAAAACUUUUGAUCCAAUUCUUGAGAACCGGAUCUGAAGUGCGAUUAAAGUCAACGUCACUCGUCUUACAUAUACAAAUCUCCUCAUCUCUCGACUCAUCACUACUUUUUGUGUUUCAUAUCUUUUUCACAAAACUUUGACAUUUCUUCCAAAAAAUCAUUUAUCGAUUGAAAUAAAAAAUAAAAAUUUGUUUUUCAUAAUUACUAAACAAUUUGUGGAGAAAUAUCACAAUAAAAAUGUUUGGUUUGUUUGGGAGACUUGCGAUCAGGUCUUUGACGAGACAAACCGUUUCGACAGCUUUUGCCAAACGAGUGGACAAUCGAUUCGUGAAUUUGGACCCGUUUUGGAUCCAAUCCGCAAAGCAUUCCGUGUAUACUUCAGACACGUCUCUGAAGGACAGCGAAGUGGAGGCCAUUGAGACGAUUAAUGUGGAGCGACAGGAACUGAUCGCUUUCGACGAGACGUAUCGCCGCCUUUUCAAGGAUAUGAUCCCGAAGUCCAAUGAAUUGGAAUUAAUUCAAUCUUUUCGAUGGAUAGAAAAGGUCGUUCAAUAUAACGUUCCGAAUGGCAAAAGAAAUCGCGGAUUAGCUCUUGUCAUGUCUUAUAGACUAUUGGCACCGAUUAGGGAUCAGACGCCUGAGAAUCUAGAAUUGGCCCGAAUUCUGGGAUGGGCUGUGGAACUGCUUCAGGCAUACUUCCUGGUCAUCGAUGAUCUCGUCGACCAAUCCAUCACUCGAAGGGGUCAACUCUGUUGGUAUCGACAGGAUGGCGUCGGACUGACCGCUUGUAACGACGCUAUACUCAUCGAGUCGUGUAUUUAUUAUUUAAUUAAACACCACUUCAAAGGGAAGCCGUAUUACACCGAUGUUCUGGACCUUAUGCUCGAGACGACUCGUUUCACGUCUUACGGCCAGUGUUUGGAUCUGUUGUCUAACCCUCCGGGGAGGGGACGAAAGCCGGACUUUAACUCAUAUACGGCUGAACGCUAUUCAGCGAUCGUUAAAUACAAGACUGCCUUUUACUCGUUCUGUCUUCCCGUGCGUUUGGCUAUGUUUAUGACCAAUUGGUCGGAUCCGACCGCACACACAGACGCCGAGAAAAUUCUUUUAAAAAUGGGUCACUUUUUUCAAGUGCAAGACGACUAUCUCGACUGUUUCGGUGAUCCCGAAGUGAUUGGCAAAGUGGGCACUGAUAUCCAAGACGGCAAAUGCUGUUGGCCUGUCAUCACUGCUCUCCAAACGGCGACCGCAGACCAAAGGAGACAACUUCAGGAUAAUUAUGGCGUCCACUCGACCGAAGCGGUCGCUCGAGUGAAGGCUAUCUAUAAGGAACUGAAUAUUGAGGAACGCUAUCGAGAGUACGAAGACUUUACUUUCAAUGAGAUCUGUCAUCUCAUCGAUCAGUUGACGCUUUCAUCAAAAAUUCCCAAAAAUAUUUUUUAUGGAUUUUUAACUAAAAUUCACAAAAGAAACAAAUGA
This is a messenger RNA of Medioppia subpectinata, 1663 nucleotides long. The record is from the annotation of a GenBank genome assembly. Lineage: Eukaryota; Metazoa; Arthropoda; Arachnida; Sarcoptiformes; Oppiidae.